Molecule: messenger RNA, 2563 nt
Organism: Condylostylus longicornis
Lineage: Eukaryota; Metazoa; Arthropoda; Insecta; Diptera; Dolichopodidae
Gene: Rop
Product: protein ROP
Exons: 10
Coding region: 111-1922 (603 amino acids)
Biological process (GO): neurotransmitter secretion; vesicle-mediated transport; intracellular protein transport
Cellular component (GO): plasma membrane; secretory granule
Molecular function (GO): syntaxin binding
Source: RefSeq, a predicted model, not a curated record
GUGUUGCUUACACAAAUUUUGCAGUAAAAGACUAAAAUAAGAAAAUUUCAUCAGUCGAGAACAAACUUUAAAUUUCUUUUAUUACAAAUUUUAAAAAUAGAAACAAAAAAAUGGCAUUAAAAGUUUUAGUGGGGCAAAAAAUUAUGAACGAGGUUAUUAAAUACAAGCCUCCAGCUCCAACAAAAAAGCCGGGAGCUGCUGCAACAUCAGCAAAACCGCCCGGUGGUGUAGAAUGGCGUGUUCUUGUUGUUGAUAAACUUGCAAUGCGUAUGGUAUCAGCAUGUUGUAAAAUGCAUGAUAUUAGUGCGGAAGGAAUAACUUUGGUCGAAGAUAUACAUAAAAAGAGAGAACCUUUGCCAACGAUGGAAGCUGUUUAUUUAAUAACUCCUUCAGAUGAAUCUGUUGGUGGGUUGAUUCGCGAUUUUGCACAUCCAAACCGACCAAUGUAUCGAUAUGCACAUGUGUUCUUUACCGAAGCAAUGCCUGAUCAUAUAUUCCGUAUGUUAGAACUUCGAAAAGAUGUACUUAAAUUUUUUAAAUGCUGUGUAGAAAUAAAUAUAGCAUUUAUACCGUUUGAAGAGCAGGUAUUUUCUCUUGAUUCCCCGGAUACAUUUCAAUGCCUAUAUUCACCAGCAUUUGCUUCAGUUCGGGCUAAACAUAUUGAACGUAUUGCAGAACAAGUUGCAACAUUAUGUGCAACUUUAGGUGAAUAUCCAUCAGUACGUUAUCGUUCUGAUUGGGAUAGAAAUGUUGAUUUAGCUGCUUCAAUUCAACAAAAAUUGGAUGCCUAUAAAGCUGAUGAACCAACAAUGGGUGAAGGUCCCGAAAAAGCACGAUCUCAAUUAUUAAUAUUAGAUCGUGGUUUUGAUUGUGUAUCACCAUUAUUACAUGAGCUAACAUUACAGGCAAUGGCCUAUGAUUUAUUACCAAUUGUUAAUGAUGUAUAUAAGUUUUGUCCAGGGCCUAAUCAACCGGAUAAAGAAGUUUUAUUAGAUGAAAAUGAUGAAUUAUGGGUUGAAUUACGUCAUCAACAUAUCGCUGUUGUUUCAACUCAGGUUACACAAAAUUUAAAAAAAUUCACUGAUUCAAAAAGAAUGUCAACAACUGACAAAGCAUCAAUGAGAGAUCUUUCACAAAUGAUUAAAAAAAUGCCACAAUAUCAGAAAGAAUUAUCAAAAUAUUCUACUCAUUUACAUUUGGCAGAAGAUUGCAUGAAAUCGUAUCAGAACUACGUUGACAAACUAUGCCGUGUUGAACAAGACCUUGCAAUGGGUACAGAUGCUGAAGGAGAGAAAAUUAAAGAUCAUAUGCGUAAUAUCGUCCCAAUUUUAUUGGAUGCGAAUGUUUCUAAUUAUGAUAAAGUUCGUAUUAUUGCAUUGUACGUUAUGAUUAAAAAUGGUAUAUCAGAGGAAAAUCUUACAAAAUUAUUUACACAUGCUCAACUCAGUCCAAAAGAUCAAGAUAUGAUUAGAAAUUUGAAUUAUUUGGGUGUCAAUGUCAUUUCAGAUGGUAAUCGUAAAAAACCAUAUUCAGUACCAAGAAAGGAAAGAAUCACUGAACAUACUUACCAGAUGUCACGUUGGACACCAGUAAUUAAAGAUGUUAUGGAAGAUUGUAUUGAAGACAAAUUGGAUAGUCGACAUUUCCAGUUUUUAGCAGGCCGUAAUCAAAAUCCUACUUAUCAUGCUGCACCUACCAGUGCACGAUAUGGACACUGGCAUAAGGAUAAAACACAAACAGCCGUAAAAAAUGUUCCAAGGCUAAUUGUAUUUGUUGUUGGUGGUGUUAGCAUGUCCGAAAUGCGAUGUGCCUAUGAAGUUACAAAUGCAGUUAAAAAUUGGGAAGUUAUAGUAGGUUCUUCUCAUAUUUUGACACCAGAAAUAUUUCUCAAUGAUGUUGGUAGUUUAUCUAAGGAAGAUUAAACUUAAAUAUUCAGGCAAAAUAACAAAAACAAAAUAUUUAAAUUUGUUUGGUUAUUAAUAGAAAACAAAAACAUAAAUAUAUACAUAUAUAUAAAACAAAAGAUAAAAUAAAAAGUUUUCCCUAAUAUUUUUUCCUCCACUUUCAUAUUUAUAAUAAUAUUAUAUUAUUCCUAAAAAACUAUUAAAGUUUUAUUAUGUAUAUGUUUAUAAUGAUAUAAAAUUUAUUAAAGGAAACGAAAAACAAAAAAAAAAAUACACAAAAAAGAUUUGCAAAAACUUAAUUUGUUUUUAAAUUUUUAGAAUAAUUAAAAUAAAAAGUUGUAUUACGAAAAUAAAAUAUAAUUAAUGAAGAAAAAAAAGAGGAUCUUUAAUAUUAUGCUCUAGACACACUACAGCUCAUAAUAACUUCAUAGUUUAUUAUUAUUCAUAAAUGUGAUUUAAAGCAAUAUUUUAAUCUAUUCAUGAACCAAAAGUAAAAUAUAAUAAAUUAUCGUGAAAUAUGAGUUGUGGUGCAUCAACGGCGUAUAAUUAUAACUAAAACAAAAAAUCAUAUAAAAUGUAAAGUUAUUUCAAAAAUACUAGAAAUAUAAAAAAAAGAAAAACAAAUAUUAAAUAAUUAAAUUUUAAAAGAAAAAAAAAAU